Messenger RNA from Oncorhynchus kisutch (coho salmon), 2716 nucleotides. RefSeq names its product zinc finger protein 501-like. The transcript is spliced from 2 exons. The coding region runs from base 252 to 1388 and encodes 378 amino acids. NCBI's taxonomy places the organism in Eukaryota, Metazoa, Chordata, Actinopteri, Salmoniformes, Salmonidae. The record is from RefSeq and is a predicted model, not a curated record.
CAGUGUGACGUAUAAUCUAGUGGACGGGACGUUCUUUCAACAACAACAGCUAUUCAGAUACCUCGGCAGCUUUCUGGCAAACAUAGCUACAACAUUCACGCUCUUUACACUGUUUUGGUGUUUUAAAGUUCUGUCGUUUAGCUAGUUACCUUAUUUAAUGUUAUAUGUACAUUGUUACUCAGCUAGCUGGCUUAAUAAGUUAGUUUAGAGCUAGGCUAGUCGCUAAUGCUACCUAGCUAACAUCUCCGACCAUGAGUUCAUUGAGCUGCUCUCCUCCUGAUGAAGAAGAGGAGGUCUGCUGGACGGAGGAAGAAGCUCUGUGGCUGAACGUUGUCGUGAAAGAGGAGAAAGAAGAGGAGGAUGUCACCGUUAAAAAACAAGUAGAGGUUGAGUCUGUUCCGGUUAAAGACGAAGAGAAAGACGUUACUGUGAAAGAAGAGGAGGAAGAGCAAGAGGCGAAUGCAGGAGAAGAGGGGGAGACGACUGUCACAUUGAAAGAAGACGACGAGGAGGAGAUAGAAGAUCUGAUUAAGACCAGAGAGAGACCAGACUUUCACUCUGACAGCGGGAAGAGUCCUUCAGGGGAACCAGACCCAGAGACACCCAAACCAGGGAGACAACACCAUUGCUCCCAAUGUGAAAAGAGAUUUUCCCAAUCAGGGGACCUAAAACGGCAUGAGAGGAUACACACAGGGGAGAAGCCUUUCCAAUGUUCCCAGUGUGGAAAGUGUUUUAACCGCUUAAGCAACCUGAAGGCGCAUGAGAGGAUACACACACAUUAUUUCCAAUGUUCCCAGUGUGGGAAGCGUUUUGCCUGCUUAAGCAGGCUGAAGAGGCAUGAGAGGACACACACAGGGGGGAAUCCUUUCCAAUGUUCCCAGUGUGGGAAGCGUUUUACCCACUUAAGGAGCCUGACUACGCAUGAGAGGACACACACAAGGGAAAAUCCCUUCCAAUGUUCCCAGUGUGGAAAGCAUUUUACCCGCUUAAAGUGCCUGACGACGCAUGAGAGGAUACACACAGGGGAAAAGCCUUUCCAAUGUUCCCAGUGUGGAAAGCAUUUUACCCGCUUAAGGAGCCUGGAGGAGCAUGAGAGGAUACACACAAGGGAAAAUCCUUUCCAAUGUUCCCAGUGUGGAAAGCGAUUUACCCGCUUAAGGAGCCUGGAGGAGCAUGAGAGGACACACACAGGGGAAAAGCCUUUCCAAUGUUCCCAGUGUGGAAAGAGUUUUACCCGCUUAAGUAGCCUGAAGAAGCAUGAAAAGAUACACACAGGGGAAAAGCCCUACCAAUGCUCCCUGUGUGGAAAGAGUUUUACCAACUUAAGACAUCUGAAUAAGCAUACAUCUACCAGUGCUCUCAUUGUGGAAAGAGAUUUAACCGGUUAAGGCAUCUGAAUAAGCAUGAAAGAAUACAUACACAGGAGGAGAAGACAUACCACUGCUCUCAGUGUGGAAAGACAUUUUCCCAGUCAGAGGACCUGAAAACACACGAGAGAAUAGAGAGGCUGUGUUCUGACUUGUGUUUUUGACUCAGAAUUUAGGUUUUUGUUUAUGCCACAUGAAAUCAUUAACAAAAUAAACCUACUCUUUUCAAGUUUUCAUCUGGAGAUGAUAAAUACUAUAAAUGAUAAAUACUAUACAAUGGAUGAACCUUCAUUCAAAUGUCAUCCAUAGCAUAUGAGUAUAAACCCUCUACUAUAAAUGAUAAAUACUAUACUAUAAAUACUAUAUACUAUACUAACCUUCAUCCAUUGCAUACGAGUAUAAACCCUCUACUAUUGUUCAUUAUAUUUGGGGGAUAUUGCUAAAUGUUAAUUAUUAUAUAGAUGAAUGGAGUUUUGCAUUUCUUGAUUCUAACCUUAAACCUCUGGGAUUUGAUGUGAUCUGGCUUUUCACUAAAUGAAUUUGAUUGAAUAUAUGAUUUAGAUAUAUCACCAUGUAAAUGAUGGAAUAGAUUAAUAGAAUGAGCAUUUCUUGAUUUUGAACAUUGAAACCUCUUGAAUUGAGUCGUUUUGUUUCACUGAGUUAAUUUGUUUACUAGUCGUCAAGAUAAAGGACGAUGAAAAUGUGAUGGCGUUUUUAUAACAACAUUGAUGAGUUGUUGACCUGAAAAACAUGAAUGUUCCCAUCCACUAUGUAGAAGCAGUAUAGAGCUAGUUGUUAAUUUGACUGAAUCAGAAUUUGCAUUGAAUACAGAUGUGAAGUUUAUUUUAAAUCCUCACUAAUCGAUCAACAAAAACGUGUCUUUCUAAGUCUCAAUAUAAUAUUAAACCUUUGAAAUAAAAAAAAUUAAAAAAAAUAAAACAAUUCCUGUACCCACUCCAGUCAGCAGAUGGCGAUGUGCGUCUUUCAGGCGAUGCUUCUAGCGUGACAUAAUCUAGAGGACGAGAGCUUCUUCUUUAAAAUAUAGAUAUUUUUUAAAUGCGCUUUUUAGUCUUAAAUUUAAGGUUAGAGUUCGACUGGUUAACUGACAUGAUGAAAACGAUGUGCAUCCAUGGGGCAGAAGUCAGUGUGCUGUUGUGAUUCUGGAUGGACAGAUAGCGAUGAACAAUGACAAGAAGCUGCAAUGUGGGGAAUCGGCUCCUUUAAAUUAGUUUAAUCUUCUUCUUGAUAAGCGUCUCGUUUUGAGGUGUUUUGACUGACGGCACAUCUAUGUUAAACUUCGCUAGCUGGUUAACCAACUGUAACAAUGUAUCUGAGACACAACAGGUGCU